Messenger RNA from Daphnia magna, 1213 nucleotides. Its product is annotated as enoyl-CoA hydratase domain-containing protein 3, mitochondrial. The coding region runs from base 261 to 1133 and encodes 290 amino acids. The transcript is spliced from 6 exons. The record is from RefSeq and is a predicted model, not a curated record. Gene Ontology annotation, cellular component: mitochondrion. NCBI's taxonomy places the organism in Eukaryota, Metazoa, Arthropoda, Branchiopoda, Diplostraca, Daphniidae. Gene Ontology annotation, molecular function: hydro-lyase activity.
AGAAGAAUCAUUUUGGCUCCGUCAAUUUCCAAUGUAAUUUCCACGACGUUCCUAUCCACAUUCCAAGUGCAAGAUAUACCUGCUCAUGCCCCACCCACUAGGGGAGGGACUAGGCCAUUCCACGAAAUUCCACGCUAUUUUUUCAGGAUCAUGAGAGACGCGUUCACGGAUCACGGUUUCAUUGCUGAGAAGUGGGGACCAGCCGACAUCUCAACCACGUCGCCACGUUUUACCUUUUUUUUCUCAUAAUAUAAACAAAGAUGACAAUGGCAGUUUACAGGAACUGUUCACAAAUCAAGUGCCUUCGUUCUUAUAAAAAAAGUUUCUCAUCGAGUGCCGCAACCCAACUGGAACAUUUCAAGCUUAUAAAGUUCGCGAAUCAAAAUGGGGUUUAUAAUGUACAGCUGGACUCCCCUAGCACAAGGAAUGCCCUUUCUCUUGAGAUGUUGAAUGAACUUCAUACAACUUUCAAGAUGGUUAAUGAAGCCAAAGACUCCCGUUGUGUGUUACUGUCUUCUACUGGAAAAGUCUUCUCAGCUGGCCACAACUUGAAAGAGUUGACAAAAGACAUUCCUGAAACUCACCAUGGUCUGGUUUUUUCAACGUGUACUAGCCUAAUGAAACUUUUGCUGGACUGUCCUGUCCCCAUUGUAGCAAAGGUUGAUGGCAUAGCUGCUGCUGCUGGUUGUCAAUUGGUAGCCAUGUGUGAUAUAGUUGUGGCAAGCAGCACUUCCAUGUUUUCUACACCGGGUGUAAAUUUGGGCCUCUUCUGCUCCACACCAGGUGUAGCUAUUGCCAGAUCCAUCCCAAUGAAAUUAGCUUCAUAUAUGCUUUAUACUGGACUCCCUAUAUCAGCUGAAGAAGCUCUGAAAGCUGGUCUAGUUAGUAGAGUCGUCAAGGCUGAUCAAUUAGAAACUGAAACACAAAAAGUAAUUGAAAGUAUUCGCCAGAAGAGCUUACCUGUAAUCCGUUUGGGUAAGCAAUUUCUCCAACGUCAGAUCAAAAUGGAUAAUAUCAUGGAAGCCUACAAAGAAGGAGAGAGCGUAAUGAUGAAUAAUUUACAGCUUCACGACACGCAAGAGGGUUUGCAAAGUUUCAGCGAGAAGCGUAAGCCUCAAUUUCAAGACAAAUGAGCCUUUGUAGCGUUAUUGUAAUCUUCGACGUUGUAAAGGAAGUCUGCUGUAUCUCGAAUUACACAAUAUCUUAAGCGAUA